Molecule: messenger RNA, 1500 nt
Organism: Didymodactylos carnosus
Lineage: Eukaryota; Metazoa; Rotifera; Eurotatoria; Philodinida; Philodinidae
Source: the annotation of a GenBank genome assembly
AUGGCAUCAAACACGUUUCCAUCAACAACACAACUGACAGACUGUUGGUUUUUCUAUAAGGGUAGCUGUAAAAAUGAGCCUACAAAUAAUAAUGCUAAAAAAUGUAAUUUUCGACAUUGUGAGAUUGCAAAACAAACAGAAAACAAAUGUUUACAAUGGCCAAAUGAAUGCAAAAAUGUCAAUUGCCACUACCGUCAUCCAGCAGAAAAGAAACAGAAUAUUGUUAAACAACCACAACCAGGCGGACUGAUCACUUUGUUUUGGGACAUCGAAAACUGUCCAGUACCAAAAGAUUGCGAUCCAUUUGAGGUAAUACAACGUAUACGAGAUCUGUUGGUUCAUAAAUCUGAACUCAGGGAAGACGCUUUCCACUGCUAUUACGAUACGAGAAUGGUAUCUGACUUUAUGCGACAGCGUUUAAUGCUUGCAAAUAUUGAUACGAUGGAUGUAGCACACUGCAAUAAAGCCGGUGCAGCAGACCUUAAAAUUCUGUCGGAUCUCGGUCGAUAUCAACUAACACAUAAGCGAGGAGACACCGUUGUGCUUAUCUCGGGUGAUAUUGAUUUCGUCCGUGUAUUAAGUGAUCUACGUAAAGGAGGAUUUUAUGUGAUCCUUAUUUACAACGCACUAGCACGAAAAGAACUCAGAGCAACUGCCAAUGCAGAUUACCCCUGGUCACAAUUUACACAAAUGGGUAACGUUCCACGUCGUCAAUCAAAUUCAGUAUCAAACACAAAUCAGGGGGUACCACGUCCAUUAAUGAAUGGGAUUCGUCAGCCACCGAGAGAUCAAUCCAAUUUCGACAAUGGACAGAACGCAGUGUCCAACAAAUUGAAUGCAACUGAUGGAGAAAAUCAACGAGAUUCGUCUCACAGUACUCCGCCAGCCGUACUUAUAUUUGCCCAGUAUGUUCCUCCAGAUGUUCGACUGAUGAACAAAUUAGACAACAUCAAACAAACAAACAGAGGUCACCUGUUCAGUUGUCCGUUAUGUUCCGAUCGAUUUUAUACAACUGCUGAACUGCUAGAACAUCAAGCUGCUACAAAUCAUACGAGUAAUGAUGUUUCUGCAAAUCAUUUGUUCGAAAGUCCAGAUCCGGUAGUCCUACAACUACAACAACGCACAAAACCACCUCCUGACUUGUUACCUGGUCGAAAUCAUAUUUGUCCAAAAUGUUCAUGCAAAUUUCCGACCAAUGAAGAACUUAGACGACAUCAAAAAAACAGGGAUCAUCUCUUCAGUUGUCCACUAUGUUCAGAUCGCUUUCCCACAACCGUUGCAUUACAGCAACAUCAAAAUGCUAAACAACAUAAGAGUGAUGAUGUUUCUGCCAAUCAAUCUUUACAUAGUGUAGACGAUUUAGUUCAAGAACAAUCACGACCUCCUUCACCUCUUCACACUAAUCCACCAGCUUCAGACGCCGAUAAUCCUAACUCGGCUGACCAACAGACAGCCAAACUCAAGAUUCAAGAUUUGAUUAAACUUUUUAAUAAAUAUUAG